AUGAGCGCGGAUGACCCUGAGAGCUGGGAAAUCACCCCGUCUAUCUCUGCUCUGUACGAGCUGGCUGAAGAUCACCGCUGGAAGGCAGCUGUUGGCUCCAGUGCCAAGGAUUCCUCUCAUGACAUGGAUGGGAAUGCUGUUAGAAUCGGAGACGGAUUUAAGGCGUUUGAUGUGGGAGAUGAGCCAGUGGGUGGGGUGGGGGGAGGUUUUCCGUUCGGAGAUGAUAACGACGAUGGGUCUGUGGUGGAUUUUGGUGGUGGUGAUGAUGGGUGGAAUGAUGAUGGGUGUGGGUUCGCUGGUCCGCCGUUUGCUGGUGGUGGUGCUCCUGGGAUGAUCCCAGCGGGGGAAUCUGACGGGGAGAACGGAUAUUCGGAUGUUGAUGAUGGUAUGGACGCUGUGGAUUGGCUGGCAGCAGGCAUGGGCAUGACGAGGCUGAAGGGGAGCAACGCAUGGGCUGGUCCUAAGCACUGGCACUUUGUUAAGUCCAAGGAGGAGGCGCCUGCAGCAGCUCCCGAGGCGAAGGGGAGGAAGAAGAGGGCAGCAAAGUCGGAGCUGAUUGUAUUCUCGGACCCUCAAAUCGACGAGUCCCUGUUUCAGGUCCCUAAAGCGCUGAAAGAGAUUCAGUUGACCAAGGCUGGUCGCAAGGUGGUUAAUACACUGCUUCCGAAGGACUACCAUUAUGAUGGACGCAAGUUGGCUACGGUUUUUAUGAGCUCGGAUUGGAAUUUCUUGGCUCGGAAGACCCGGAGGCAUGGUGGGGCGAAGCAGGGGUUUGAGGAUGGAGGUGGAGAUGGGUUUGCAGCGGUUGGCGGAGGUGACGAUGGGUUUGACAACGACUGGGGAGGCGACGAGUGUGCUGAUCCGUUUGACUAUGGGGAUGAUUUUGACGGGCAAGGGGAUUCUGCAGAGGUCAAACCAGCAGAUGAUUUCAUGGAGGAUCUGGUUCCAAUGCCAAAGAAGGCACAAAAGAUUGAUGUCAACUAUGCAAGGCAGUCCAAGCAGGUGGAUGUGAAGAUUCUGAAAGACACGAUUUGGGUGGAGUUGCAACGUCGCCAUGCCCAUGAGAGGGAGGAGCAGCAAUAUGAUGAAGAAGUCUCCUCCGGCCCUAUCAGCUUUGAUCGAGUGCUGCAUAAUUUCCCGGCCAACUGCAGGGCGGCUGCGCUGAGUGACAUUUCAGUGCAUCUGUGCUUUAUCUGCGUGCUGCAUUUGGCAAAUGAGCAUGAUUUGCGUCUGCAUGCGUCGGAGGAUAUGAAUCAGCUCGACGUUCAUCUUCCAUGUGAGGUGUAG
Closterium sp. Naga37s-1 is the source of this 1287-nucleotide messenger RNA. The record is from the annotation of a GenBank genome assembly. NCBI's taxonomy places the organism in Eukaryota, Viridiplantae, Streptophyta, Zygnematophyceae, Desmidiales, Closteriaceae.